This is a messenger RNA of Paralichthys olivaceus (Japanese flounder), 1119 nucleotides long. The record is from RefSeq and is a predicted model, not a curated record. NCBI's taxonomy places the organism in Eukaryota, Metazoa, Chordata, Actinopteri, Pleuronectiformes, Paralichthyidae.
UUUCCAUCCCUACCUGUCCAUCUCUACCUGUCCAUCUCCACCUGUCCGUCUCCACCUGUCCAUCUCUACCUGUCCAUCUCCACCUGUCUGUCUCCAACUGUCCAUCUCUACCUGUCCAUCUCUACCUGUCCGUCUCCACCUUUCCAUCCCUACCUGCCCAUCCCUACCUGUCUGUUUCUAGCUGUCUGUCUCUUUGACAGGUUGAUGGCAGUAGAGGAGGAGUUAAAGAAGGAUCACUCUGACAUGCAGGCUGUGGUCGACUCCAAACAGAAGAUUAUAGAGGCUCAGGAGAAGCGAAUAGCGAGUCUGGACGCGGCAAACACUCGCCUGAUGGCAGCGCUGACUCAGCUGAAGGAGCGGUAUGCUGUGACAUCACAGAGGAACGGCCUGUCUCCUAGCAACACGUCGUCCCUGCAGAUCACUGAGAACGGAGAGUUCCGCAACUCAAGCAACUGCUGAGCUCAUUGGUUGUGACUGCAGGGAGGGGGCGGGGCCUGAGGCAGAACUAACUCAUCAAACACACAAUUUUUUUUAAAUCAACAGAUUAACAUUGUCAAUGUCAAUCAACACUCAGUUCUUCUAGCCUGGCUGCGCCCCCGAUCCCAGGUUACCAUCCAUUUUGAUUUGCAUGUUUCUUACGACAGCUGACAUCACAUCCUGUUUCCUUCCUCUGAUCCAAUCUGAUUAACUCCAGAUGUUUAUGGCUCAAACAUACAAGCAUCAUUUUUCAAGGAACAGUCCAACACUUUUGUCUCAGUCUGUGUACAGAGACAGGUCCUGGUCAGCCAAGCUUAGUAUUAGCUGGGAAGCAGAGGGAGACUGACCUAGUUAGCCUAGCCUAGCUCCAUCUAAGCAGAACAUUAAUGGGACUGUUGCGUUGUCGUCGCUUCCUUAGCGCCGAACGUUGUAUGCGUUAUUUUGUGUUAAUUUUACUGAUUUAAUGUCAGAUGCUAUUGUGAGACAGUAAAAACUUAAAUUGUGAUGAAACGUAUGUUAGAAAACACACACACACACACACACACACACACACACACUGCUCCCUGCUGGACUCUGUUCAAUGUUGCUUCUGUCUCUGUAUUUAUUUUCUUCUUAUCGAUAUUUAUCAAUAUUUAUAAAAGA